Pollicipes pollicipes is the source of this 2028-nucleotide messenger RNA. RefSeq names its product Down syndrome cell adhesion molecule-like protein Dscam2. The transcript has 14 exons. The record is from RefSeq and is a predicted model, not a curated record. Lineage: Eukaryota; Metazoa; Arthropoda; Thecostraca; Pollicipedomorpha; Pollicipedidae. Gene Ontology annotation, biological process: homophilic cell-cell adhesion; axon guidance; dendrite self-avoidance. Gene Ontology annotation, cellular component: axon; plasma membrane. The coding region runs from base 1 to 2028 and encodes 675 amino acids. Gene Ontology annotation, molecular function: cell-cell adhesion mediator activity.
AUGCCGCCGAUGGUGAACAUCGAACCCACAACCCUUGGCUUUGCGGCCAGUGGCCGUCUCUGCAACGCGGAGGCGCUGCCGUCCGUGCAGGACGGGCGCCUGCUGUACGAGGGGCCGCACUUCGUGACGGAGCCGCCCGGCCUGGUGCGCUUCACCAACAGCACGGGCGCGCGGCUGGACUGCCGCGGCGGCGGCACGCCGCCCGUCGACGUGCGCUGGACGCUCGACUCGGGCGACCCCGUCGCGUACGUGCCGGGGGUCAGGGAGUCCCUGCCAAACGGCAGCCUACUGUUCGCGCCGUUUCCGGCGCGGCUGUUCCGGCGAGACGUACACGGCGGCCGCUAUCGCUGCGUCGUCUCCAGCAGCCUGGGCCGCGUCGUGAGCAGGACGGUCCGCCUGAGGCCAGUUGUUUUGCAGAGCUACCGUGUUACGGCGCGAGACGGCCGGGCCCCUCCGGGACAGAGCGCUCUGCUCACCUGCCACGUGCCGGACCACGUGCGCGCCACGGUCCAGAUCACCUCUUGGAGUGUCAAUGGGGCGCUCAACGUCUACCCAACGCUGAUGGGAGAUGACAAGUACCACAUGCUGCCGUCUGGGGAGCUGAUCGUCCGUGACGUCACCCACGAUGACGUCAUGGGCCGCUACUUGUGCAGGACGGUUCAUAUGAUGACGGAUGAACACGUCAUUAGCGAACGACUGGCCACCGUUAUUGUCGAAGAGCCAAAGCCGGCCGGCCGCCCGCCACGGAUCGUGGCCUCGUCGGCGGCGCUGCACGUGCGGGAGACGGAUGAUGCAGUUCUUUUCUGCGUGGGCCACGCUUCCCCAACCGCUCCCGUGAUCAGCUGGUCGCGGCGGAGGUCGCUGGCGGCUGACCAGCCGGCGGUGGAGCCGCUCGGCGCUGGCGGUGACGUCACGCCUGCGGGUGCGCUGCUGGUGAUCCGGAGUGCGCGGCCCCGUCACACCGGCUGGUACUCCUGCCGGGCGGAGAGCCCCGCCGGCCAUGCCACCGCUGACGUCUUCUUGGAGGUGCAGAUGAUACUGUCGGUGAGCGUCUCGCCGGCGCGGGUGACGGUAAACCGCGGCGGCACGUUCCGCCUCACCUGCACGGCGCCCCGACCCGCCUCUCUGCUCUGGCUGCGGGACGGGGCACGCAUCGACACCGGCCGCCACCUCUCAGUCGCGCAAGAAAUGACAAGUGACCUGCAGGUGUCCCGGCUGGAGGGGGCUGACAUGAAACAGUCGGCGCAGGGCAUGUACCAGUGCUUCGCCUCCAGCAAGUUUGACUCAGUUCAGGCCGCCGUCCAGGUGCUCCUCGGAGACUCGCAUCCCGUUCUGCUGGAGAAGUUCAUCAACCACACGGUGCCGCCGUUCGCCGCCAUUUCCCUCCGAUGCGUCGCGAACGCCUCGCCAACGCCGCAGAUCAGCUGGCUUCUGGACGGCUACCCGCUGAGCCCCGACCACAGGCGGCUCAUCGGCCAGUACGUCAGCGCCAACAAUGACGUCAUCAGUCACGUGAACAUCAGCUCGGCAAUGCCGGUGGAUGGUGGAUGGAUCACGUGUCGCGCCGCCAACCGAUUCGGAGCUGUCCAGCACGCGGCCCGCCUUAACAUCUACGGCAAGCCGCAGGUCAGACCAAUGCCGGAGGUUUUGGCGGUGGCCGGCGAGUCCCUUCUGCUGACCUGCUCUGUCGGAGGUCACCCCAUCCACGAGAUUACAUGGAGCCAAGAUGGUCGGCGGCUGCCGGUCGGCCGUGAGCAGCGGGUGUUCGCCAACGGUUCGCUGCUGCUGGAGCGGGUGCAGAAGUCGAGCAGCGGCGGCGGGUACAGCUGCACUGCGCGCGGCGCUGGCGACGCCACGUCCACGGGCAACGUCAACGUCAAGGUUAUCGUGCCGCCGUCCAUCCGGCCCUUCCUGCUCGGUAACUUCUCGGCCGGGGAGCGGGCGCAGGUGCUGUGCUUCAUAAAGAGCGGUGACAGCCCGCUCACACUGACCUGGCUGCGCGACGGCCGGCCAGCUGGCCGACCCUGA